This is a messenger RNA of Setaria italica (foxtail millet), 717 nucleotides long. Its product is annotated as sigma intracellular receptor 2. Bases 60 to 572 code for a protein of 170 amino acids. The record is from RefSeq and is a predicted model, not a curated record. The transcript has 2 exons. Lineage: Eukaryota; Viridiplantae; Streptophyta; Magnoliopsida; Poales; Poaceae. Gene Ontology annotation, cellular component: endoplasmic reticulum.
CCGAUCCCAUCCCCCAAACCAGAUCAUUAAUUCCAAAUCCAACCUCGCCGCGCAACCCAAUGGCAACAAUGGCCGUCGUCUCGAAGGCGGCUGACGCGGUGGCGGCGCUCUUCUCGCUGCUCAUCGCCGUGGCGGCGCCACUGUUCGACUCCCAGGUCGUCCUGUCGCGGCGCCUCUACCCGGCGCCGCUGGUGAACGUCUACCGAUGGUUCGCGGCUGAGGUCGACCACUACCUCGUCGCUGACCCGCCGCCGUUCUUCCGCGGCCUCGUCUGGCUCGCCCUCGCUUUCCUUUGGCCGGUCUGCGUCGCCAACCUCUACGGCGUUCUCGCGCGCCGCCGCUGGGCCGCCACCACCUCCCUCAUGGCCGGCGUUUUCAUGCUUACAUACUUGUCUGCCAUGUUUGGGGAGAUGUUGGGGUCCGGGAGAGCAACACCGAAGCUGGUUCAGUUCUACGUCCCAUUCGUUGUGAUUGCUGUAGUUUUAGUUUUGCGUGGCCUCUGCUCAUGCUCGCAGGUGCCGGCUGCUGCAGUUUCGUCAGUUGAAUCCGAUGUUCACAAGAAGAGCGUCUAGCUAGCUAGAUUCACAAUAACUCAAGGAUAUAUCUUUUCUUUGAAAAUCUGUUCAAGUACCACCAGAUGUCAGCUGUAUCGCGGAGCGAAAAUUAUUGUAGUCACUUAUAACAACUCUUCCAGUGUAAGAACUUCAAGCAGGUCGA